CAGAAGCCAGAGCCUCUUGCACCUUCCAAAGACCAGAGCUGUAAGUCUUCCGGAACCUCUGCAUUAUCUGACAGUGGAAGGAAGAACCUCCCAAGAUGGCUUCUAAUAAUGACCCCACUGUAAUCUCAAUGAUAGAAAGACAUAUUUGUGACCUUCCUGAAACAAACACCAGUGGCCUGAAGACAUUGACUGAAGAGGCCGUGUUGAGUUUUCACAACAUAAGUUACCAAGAAACAGUACAGAGUGGCUUUCCAUUUCGUAAAAAGACAUAUGUGAUAGAAAGACUAUCAAACAUCAGUGGGAUCAUGAAACCUGGCCUCAAUGCCAUUAUGGGACCUCAAGAUGGGAGCAGAUCUUUGUUAUUAGAUGUCUUAGCUGCAAGGAGAGAUCCGUGUGGAUUGUCAGGAGAUAUUUUGAUAAAUGGCAAACCUCGACCUGCUAAUUUCAAAUGUACUUCUGGUUAUGUACCACAAAAUGAUGUGGUGUUGGGCACAGUGACCGUGAGAGACAAUUUAGAGUUCUCAGCAGCUCUUCGUCUCCCAGUGACUAUAACAAGAGAUGAAAAGAGAAGGCGGAUUAAUGAAGUGCUUGAACUUCUGCAUCUGAGUAAAGAACAAAAUAUCAAGCCUAGAUCCAAAGAACUCAGGAAAAGGACCAGUAUAGCAAUGGAGCUGGUCACGGAGCAUCCCAUUUUGUUCUUGGAUGAUCCCACAACUGGCUUAGAUUUGAGAACUACGACUGAUGUCAUUUUAGUCCUGAGAAGGAUGUCAAAGAAGGGACAGACCAUCAUCUUCUCCAUUAAUCAGCCUCAGUACUCCAUCUUCAGAUUUUUUGAUAGCCUCACCUUAGUGGCUUCAGGAAAAACUAUGUUUCAUGGACCUGCACAGGAUGCUUUAGAGUACUUCAGAUCUGCAGGUUACAACUAUGAAUCCCACAACAACCCUGCAGACUUCUUCCUGGAUGUCAUUAAUGGAGGUUUCUCUGAUAUAUUAGACGCAGACGAAGACGGCCAUGAAGCUGACAAAUAUGAAGAGCUUUUUGAGAGACAGUAUCAAGUCACAGGAAAACUGGCCAAUAUGUAUGCCCAGUCCCCCUUAUACAGUGAGACAAGAGCCAUCCUGGAUCAACUCAUGGGGGAACAGAAGCUGGAGAGGAGCUUAGCUGUGGAGACUACAUGUGUCACCCCUUUCUGCCAUCAGCUCGGGUGGAUUAUCAGUCGAUCAUUCAAAAAUUUCAAGGGUUUCCCAUGGGUCACUAUGAUUCAGGCCAUUAUCACAGUCAUACUGGCUGCAGCCGUAGGCACUGCUUUCCGUGUCCUAAGAAAUGAUUGUAUUGAAGUCCAGAUGAGAGCCGGCCUACUUUACCUGCUCACCAUCUUCCAGUGUAUCACAAGUGUGUCUGCAGGAGAGCUCUUUGUGAUUGACAGGGUUCGCUUUCUACAUGAGCACACCAGUGGAUACUACAGAGUGUCAUCCUAUUUCUUUGGGAAAUUGCUGGCUGAGCUAAUANNNNACACAAUUCUCUUAACUUGGGUAGUUGGACUAAUUCAUUUUUUUCUCUAAGGAGUAAAAACAAGUAUGAUCUGUUUCUUCACUAUGAUAUGUACCAUCAUGGUACUGGCCUAUUCUGCCAGUUCCUUGCCAUUGUCCAUAGGAGCCGGGGAGAACGCAGUGGCUGUUCCAACACUGCUUGUGACAAUCUACUUUGUGUUCAUGCUGUUUUUUUCAGGUCUGUCACUAUAUUCUGGAAGCUUCCUGCCUAAGCUCUCAUGGAUUCAGUACUUUAGCAUUCCUCAUUAUGGAUUUAGGGAAGUUAACAGAAGCAGAGACCCUGUGACACCCACAGUCAUUCUGGCUUCACACGUCUCUCUGCAGCAGAGUGUACCUUGA
Molecule: messenger RNA, 1889 nt
Organism: Mus pahari (shrew mouse)
Lineage: Eukaryota; Metazoa; Chordata; Mammalia; Rodentia; Muridae
Product: ATP-binding cassette sub-family G member 3-like
Exons: 15
Cellular component (GO): plasma membrane
Molecular function (GO): ATP binding; ABC-type transporter activity; ATP hydrolysis activity
Source: RefSeq, a predicted model, not a curated record